CGCGCUCCCCUCUCGUCCUCCGUCGAUAUCAAGCGUUCCUCUGCCUUGCUUAUUAUUUAUUUAUGAGUAGCCUAACUUAGAAAAAGAAACAGAGGCAGCAACCGGAUUGCAAUACCAAUAAAAAUAACAAGUCCAAGGAAGGAGGGGAUAACGGGGGAAAAAGACGGGGAAAGAGAGAGAAAAUGCAGUUUUUCUGACGUGUGUACGUUUCUCCUGUCUUCCUUUAUUAUAUCAUAUUUACAGCGUCUUUUCUUUCUUUGUUUCAACUUAAAGAGGGAAAUCAACAACAUAAGGUGAACUUCAGUAUUAAAAACAAAACAACUCCAAGACAAGCCACGAGUGAGGAAAAGAAAACGAGCGAUGCUUUCUCGUCUUCUCUCGUCUUCUCUCCUCUUCUCUUCUUUUCUAUUCUCUCCUCUCCUCUUCUCUCCUCUCCUCUUCUCUCCUCUCUUUUCUGUCGACGCAACACAAUGGAGUAUUUGUAUCUACUUGGUCGAUGGAUGUGCAACUUCUUUAUACCCAGGAGAAUUCGCCCAUCUCCUUUUUUCACCGGAAGAUUUCUCCCGCUGUUGGUCUUCCUCCAUGGCUUCGUCUUGCAUCCGGACCCGUGCCUCUCCCACCCCCAGCCAUGUCACAUCCUGGCUCGGAUCGGACACGCGGUUCGUCUCGGUGCUCUGCUUCCCACCGGACAACCAGCCAGGGUACAGAACGCUCUGAACAGAGCCUUGACCAGCCUGAAGCACCGGGCUGGAGAAGGCAUCCUGCCUCUUCUGCCCUACAACCUCACCCUGGAGGUGGUGUCUCGGUCCCCGUCUGGUGGCGACCCUGUCUCCCUGUCCAGGUGUGUGUGUCAGGAGCUGGUUGUGCAAGGGGUGACAGGUGUCCUGGCCUUCCCUCGUUCACCAGAGGAGAUCAUCCACAUCGACUUCCUGUCCUCCUUCCUGGAAAUACCUUUUAUAUCACUACUGGAGGACCUAGAACCACUCAGAGUUAAGAACCAGUUCCAUCUCCAAAUGUCAGUUCGUGUUCCACCCUCUCGCCUGGCCAACCUUCUGCUCUCUGUUCUCCAGGGGGUAGAGGGGGAGGAAAGGGGUGGAGGGGGAGUUGCUGUGGUGUGUCCUGGAUGGGAGGAGAGGGGGGAGGGACUAUUGAAACAUCUAGAGACACAGAAAGGAACAAGCUGGAAUCUACUGGAUAUCAUCAACCUUACACAUAUAGGAGGGGAGGAGAGGAGGGAGGAGAGAGGGAAGGAGGAGAGGAGGGAGGAGAGAGGGGAGGAGGAAAGAGGGGCUGAGAGAGGUGAAGAAACAAAUGAUGAGACCAGAGAAGACAAGAGGGAAGCUGAGGUCUUGUCUCUCCUCUCCCGUCGUCUUCUUCGCUCCGCCUCUCCUCUCUCCUCCGUGGUCAUCCUUGGUUCCGACCCAGAAUGUCUCUCUUCUGUCCUCCGUUGCGCUCAGCGUCUCGCUCCCUCACUCCCCACACUGCAGUGGAUUAUGGGUAACCCUCUGUCACCUGACUCUCUCCUCUCGCUGGGCGGGCCCCUCGGCCUAUUGGCUUAUGGAGAGGUGGGUCGUAAGCCCAUCACCUUCUACAUCAGAGACGCGCUGCGGUUGAUUGGCCAGGCGGUGACGUCGGCCAGUGAGCUGAGGCCAGACCUGGCUCUGAUCCAGAACCUGGUCAACUGUUACGACAAACCUAACAAAGAGGAAGUGCCCUCGUCUGGACAGUACCUGGCCAGGUUCCUCUCCAACACGUCGUUCCAGGGUUCUACGGGCACGGUCCAUGUGGCACCUGCUCUCUCCCAGGUCCUCUCCUCCCAGCUGUACCACGUGUGGAGCCUGAAGAGAGGUCCUCUUGGCCAGCCGUCCUGGGUCACCGUGGCCCACUGGACCACCGGGCGCCUACAGCUGGACGAGGGGGUGUUGGGGCUGGGGGUCGGGGCUGGCCUGGGGCUAGGCCCAGGGAGAAGGACAGGGUCCGGGUCUGGGUUAGGGGUCCAGAGAGGGGAUAGGGACAGAGACAACAGUCCUGGAGGGAGAUGGAGGCCGGGGCUACAGAUGUCGGGCCGGAGAUUAAGGGUCGUGACCCUGGUGGAGCAUCCAUUCGUGUUCACUAGAGAGGUGGAUGAGGACGGGCUGUGUCCCGCUGGUCAGCUGUGUCUGGACCCGAGGACUAACCGCUCAGAUCUACUGGACACACUGUUCAGUCACCUGCACCAGACCAAUACAACUACUACCACUACUGACCACAACCCAACAGAGGACCUGCGGAAGUGUUGCUAUGGUUAUGUUAUUGACCUGUUGGAGAAGCUGUCGGAGGACCUGAUGUUCACCUUUGACCUUUACAUCGUGGGAGACGGGAAGUACGGAGCAAUGAGCAGCACUGGGAGUUGGUCCGGUCUGGUGGGAGACCUGCUGAGUGGAACAGCAGACAUGGCAGUGACAUCAUUCUCCAUCAACUCAGCCAGGAGCAGAGUUAUAGACUUCACCUCUCCAUUCUACUCUACCUCUCUGGGGAUACUGGUGCGUAGCCAAGACACAUCAGCCCCUAUUGGGGCCUUCAUGUGGCCUCUCCAUUGGUCCAUGUGGGUGGGCAUCUUCGUCACUCUUCAUCUUACCGCACUCUUCCUCACUGUCUAUGAGUGGAACAGUCCCUUUGGUAUGACUCCUCAUGGCAGGAACAGACUCAGGGUGUUCUCCUACUCCUCAGCCCUCAACCUCUGCUAUGCCAUCCUGUUUGGACGCACUGUCGCUACUAAGACUCCUAAGUGUUGGACCAGUAGGUUCCUGAUGAAUCUGUGGGCCAUCUUCUGUCUGCUGGUGUUGUCCAGUUAUACAGCUAACCUGGCUGCUGUCAUGGUGGGGGAGAAAACCUUUGAACAGGUGUCUGGGAUUCAUGACGAGAAGCUGCACCACCCAUCCCGUGGGUUCAGGUUUGGGACAGUCAGAGAGAGCUCUGCAGAGGACUACAUGAGGAAGAGUUUCUCUGCUAUGCAUGACUACAUGAGACGUUACAACCAACCCACCACACCAGACGGAGUGGACAUGUUAAAGACAGAUCCUCCCCUACUAGAUGCCUUCAUCAUGGAUAAAGCUCUAUUGGACUAUGAAGUCUCCAUCGAUGCUGAGUGUAAACUAGCGACUGUGGGCAAGCCUUUUGCUAUAGAGGGGUAUGGUAUAGGUGUUGCCCAAGGCUCUCCUCUCACUGCCAACGUGUCUGAAUUCAUCAGUCGCUACAAGUCAGAAGGGUACAUGGACAUAUUACAUGAGAAAUGGUACAAGGUGGUGCCAUGUGGGAAACGAGUGUUCACAAACACUGAGAAUUUAUCAAUGGGGAUAGAUCAUUUCUCAGGCCUGUUUGUGAUGUUGUGUGUGGGGGUGGUUGGAGCCAUUUUUACCUUGGCAGCUGAACACACCUUCUAUCACCUAGCCCUGCCCCGGCUACGGCGGUCACACACACUCACCUACUGGUUGCAUACCAGCCAGAAGAUCCAUCGAGCCCUGAACACCCCUUACAAGGACGUAGGGAAAGAGUUGAUUGGCCUGGACCACAAUCCCUCCCCUUGUGUCUCUGACAGCUGCAGCCUCCACAGACACCAGCAGCCUCGCCCUCCUCCCCCGUCUUCCCCCCUGCCUGCCCCCCCUCCUCCUCAGCCCUCCUCUCCUGCCCGGGACAUCAAGGAGAACAAGAGGGUCCACUUUGAUCUGGAGAGUCUACACAGCUACCGUCUACACACACACACCGCCUCGUUCUGGGGACGUCCUGGCAUGGUGGGGCGACACGGCCUGGGAGGGUGUCUGGGUGGUUUAUCUCCUCCUCAGGUUAGCCUGCAUGCUAACGGUGGCCCAGCAUCGGCCCUGGCCUCCCCCGGCCUGGCCCUGCCUCCUUUGGGGAACCCAGGCAACCAGGCCUUCCUGUGGGAGGGAGAGCUCCAGGAGGUCCAGGGGAGGAUCGAGACGUUCACAGCCCAGCUGAGAGACGCCGUGGCCAGGAGGGCCGAGAUACAGACCUGCCUGGAGAACCAUAAAAUGAACUUGAGCACAGCUACUGCUGUCAAACUGGAGAAAGACAAGGUUGGCCAGUCACAAAGCCUGGAGAGAGUGAGAACCAACGCAGAGAAAGAUAGAACCAAGGAAGAGAGAGAGGGGCUCAACCAGGAGAAAGGGAGGAGUGGCAGAUCAAACCUCUGUUGCAGCCUGGACAGAAACAGAGACAGAGACAGGACAGGCAGGGACAGUUCCACUAUGAGACAAAAAGCCAGACAGGACACAGACAGGGACAGACUGUUACACCAAUCAGAAACUGAGAGAGACCGAGAUGGCCAAUCAAAAAGCCUGGACAGAAAUGGGAGCAGCCAAUCACAUGCCUCCAACAUUCUGCAGACAGGGAGGAACAGCCAAUCAGAAGCUCUGACCAUCCUACAGAGGAGAGAGAUCCAAUCAAAAACCUCCACCAGCCUGGACAGAGAGACAUCCAACCAAUCAGGUGCUGUCAAUACACUGCAGGGAGAAAGAACUGUCCAAUCACGUAACUCCACCAGCCUGGAGAGAGGAAGAGUCAGGCAAUCAGGUGCAGUGAAAGACCAGGAGAGGGGGAGAACUGUCCAAACACGGACAGGGGCUAGUCUGGACAGACUGAAAGCUAGCCAAUCCAGUGCCGGCACUGGGAAUCUGGUUAGAGAACGUCCCGCCCCCAUGGACACCCAGAAGAGUUUGUGUUAGUCAUUUGAUUGGUUAUUUAUAAGAACACAAAAGACCAAUUAGAGGGCUGGGAAAAAAAUAUAACAGGUCCAAAUGAUGAUGAGUUUAAAAAAACUAUGACAGAGAUGUGGCACUGGUCCAUUUGCCCCUGAUGUCAACGGCUGCUGUCUGUUAACAAAAUGUCUGAUCAGAACUUUACCCAUCUACUGUUUGUCUCCACUAGGUGUGUUUCCUUUUUGUUUCUAACUACUAAUAGCUCUCUCUCUCUUCAUCUCGUACCCCUGGGUUGUGUUCACUAGGAACCAAACAGAAGCAAACAGAACAAAACGGGACCUACCUGAAUUGGUCCAAUAGACAAAUCUCGUUUUUGUUGCAGAUGGUUUUUCUGUUUGGAGCGAACGAACGGUUUCCGUUGGUUUGUGACACUGUACACACCCCAGGUCUGUAGUCAGUUCUGAGUGGGUCAUUCAAGGUACACAUGGGGCUCCUAAAUGUUCAAUCAAGUGCUAUCUCCGCCCAACCGGGUAAGAAUCGGCUAUCCCAGAGGGCAAACUACACGUGUCCACUGUCAUUGUCCUGACUGAUCCACUAUAAGGACCUUGAGUUGGUUUGAUACUAUGCAGUUGAAUUGAAUUUACUUUAAUGGAAUUUGUAUGUUGGAUGUCAUGGUGGUGUCAAAUGUAUGUAACAAAAGUCGAACCUGGAAGUGGAUGAAAAAGGUGGACGUGGAAAGAGAGAAGGCGGUUGUAUUUGAGCCUAUAGCAGGUGUUUUAGAAGAGAUGCAGGUUGCUAGGUUACCUGUAGAGGACUGAGGAGUGUUGUAGAUAUGUUGUUCUGGUGUUGAUGGGUCGUGUUCGGUGUCCCAGAAUGCUGCCUAUAACAACAGCUAUAUUCUCACACACAACAGAAUUGUAUCAGCAUAUUAUUGGGACUCGUAUCAUGUUGUUGUAUAUCAUUUCCAUAUUUUUAAAUUAAACAUUUAUAUACUGGUUUUAAUGCAACGAAUUACCACAGACUGUAAUGACAGUCUAUACCACAAGGUGGUGCCUGGAUCUCACACACACACACACACACACACACACACACACACACACACACACACACACACACACACACACACACACACACACACACACACACACACACACACACAACCUACUCAACUAAGCAACUGAAACCUUCUUCAUGGAUGAGAAGGAAAAUAUUAUAAUAUUUCACUGUCAUAGUAAUAACAAUUUUCAUUUUGUCUUUCCCUCAAUUCUGUGAUAUUUAGCAACACAGAGAUGCCCCCCCACCCCCAACACAUACACACAAUCACACAUAAAGGUGUGCACACACACACAAUCACCCAGUUAUAGUAAUUCGCUGUGAAAUUAAAACAAACCUCUCAUCGUUAAUCCACCCAAAAUCACACGCUCUGAUUACAUGAUCCUGAUGAGCAAUUAGAACACUGCUGCGCCUCACUCCUAUGAAUCAAAGCUCAGAUUUAACUCAUCUGUACAAGUCUGUGUGUGUGCGUGUGUGUCACAGUGAACAAAAUGAGGUCAGACAACAGUUGUAUCUAAAUGUAUGGAUGUUAUACAUCUGACAUAUUUACAUAUUUACUCAGGCAUACGGAGCAGAGGUAGGGGAAAAUAUAUGCAUACACACGGUCCCCAUUCCCAGUGACCCUGGUCUGUGUGAAGCCUGCAGGAUAUUUUAGUCUUAGUCACGCAUGUUAGAACACACACACAUUAACCCACGCAUCAAAAAAGAUAUCUUUCUGCAUCACUGUUUGUUGUUCUCUCUUCAUCUCUUUCUCCAUCUCCGUCCCUUCAUAUCUCUGUGAGAAGUGAGACAGUACGAGAUAUGGACAGACAGUAGAGAGAGAUAUGGACAGACAGUAGAGAUACAUAUGGAUACAGUAGAGAGAGAUAUGGACAGACAGUAGAGAGAUAUAUGGACAGACAGUAGAGAUACAUAUGGAUACAGUAGAGAGAGAUAUGGACAGACAGUAGAGAUGCAUAUGGAUACAGUAGAGAGAGAUAUGGACACAGUAGAGAUACAUAUGGAUACAGUAGAGAGAGAUAUGGACACACAGUAGAGAUACAUAUGGAUACAGUAGAGAGAGAUAUGGACACAGUAGAGAUGCAUAUGGACAGACAGUAGAGAGAGAAAGAGAUAUGGACAGACAGUAGAGAGAGAUAUGGACAGACAGAGAGAGAUAUGGACAGACAGUAGAGAGAGAUAUGGACAGACAGAGAGAGAUAUGGACAGACAGUAGAGAGAGAUAUGGACAGACAGUAGAGAGAGAUAUAGACAGACAGUAGAGAGAGAAAGAGAUAUAGACAGACAGUAGGGACAGUAAGAGAUAUGGACACAGUAGAGAGAGAUAUGGACACUGUAGAGAGAGAUAUGGACACUGUAGAGAGAGAUAUGGACACUGUAGAGUGAGAUAUGGACACUGUAGAGAGAAAUAUGGACACAGUAGAGAGAGAUAUGGACAGACAGUAGAGGGAAAGAGAUAUGGACACAGUAGAGACAGUAAGAGAUAUGGACAGACAGUAGAGAGAGAAAGAGAUAUGGACACAGUAGAGAUAUGGACAGACCGUAGAGAGAGAGAGAGAUAUGAAAGAGCUAUGGACACAGUAGAGAGAGAAAGAGAUAUGGACAGACUGUAGAGACAGUAAGAGAUAUGGACAGACUGUAGAGACAGCAAGAGAUAUGGACAGACAGUAGAGACAGUAAGAGAUAUGGACAGACAGUAGAGAGAGAAAGAGAUAUGGACACAGUAGAGAUAUGGACAGACAGUAGAGAGAGAGCGAUAUGGACAGACAGUAGAGAAAGAUAUGGAGAGACAGAGAGAAGGGUUUGAGACAGAGAAGGGAAUGAGACAGACAAGAGCAGAGGCCUUUGUGUUGUUCUGUUGAAUCACUCCUCAUAUGAAGGCCACCUCAGUCCUCCGGACAGUUCUACACACACACACUGCUGCAGAAUGUUGAGAUGUCUGUGAUGGAGUGUGUGUGUGUGUGUGUGUAGAGGCCAGAUGGUGAGGGCCCUAGGGAUAGUCAACCAGGACUGACUCAGCCCUCAGUGGGAGGGGGGACUAACUCUCUCUCCUCCAUCCCUCGCUCUCUCUCUUUAUCCCUCCCUUCUCUUUCAUAUCCCUGUCUCUGUAUUAGGAGUAUAGAUUUUACAAGGGGUUAGCAGGGACUAACCAAUAGUAGAAUUCAUUAAAGAUAUCUGAUAACAACCCA
Oncorhynchus kisutch (coho salmon) is the source of this 7936-nucleotide messenger RNA. Its product is annotated as glutamate receptor ionotropic, NMDA 3B-like. NCBI's taxonomy places the organism in Eukaryota, Metazoa, Chordata, Actinopteri, Salmoniformes, Salmonidae. Gene Ontology annotation, cellular component: membrane. The record is from RefSeq and is a predicted model, not a curated record. The coding region runs from base 471 to 4721 and encodes 1416 amino acids. Gene Ontology annotation, molecular function: signaling receptor activity; ligand-gated monoatomic ion channel activity. The transcript has 19 exons. Gene Ontology annotation, biological process: monoatomic ion transport.